GAGAGCAAAGGUGUCGAUCGAUCCCACGCGCUUUCUCUGUGUGCGUGCGCGCGCGCGCGCGGGUAUAAAUUGCUUCAGCGCCGAAGCACGUGUAUUUAAUGUUCAGGUGAAAGCGCGGCGGUGGUCGUGAAGCCGCUGAGGACGAGGGUUGCGGGUCCGAAGAGGUUUCAGCUGUGGUGACAAAGAAAGAGAGAGCGAGAGAGGAGUCCGCAGUCGGAGCGACGUGAUCAUGGACUGCGCGAUCUUCGCGCUCUUGCUCGUGUCCCUGGCGUUUUCUCAAGCCAGAGUGGUGACGGUUCCUGCUGGCCCGCUCAUCCGUGUGGAGGGGCAGACAGUGUCAAUUCGCUGUGACGUUUCCGACUACGAGGGCCCCAGAGAGCAGGACUUCGAAUGGAAGUUGCUUCAGAAUGGCAAUAGUUUGGGACUCGUCUCCACUUUUGACAGCAGUUUCCCCCACUCAUCCUUUAAGGACCGUGUGAACAGCGGUGCACUGACAAUUGUCCGGCUUGGUGACAGUGAAGUGGAGCUCAGGCUUAAGGGAGUGACCGCUGCAGAUAAUGGCAUUUACCAAUGCAGCACACCAAGCACAGACAGCAGUGUGGUGGGCAACUACGAUGCUGAAGUUGAGCUGAAAGUGAUUGAGAACAGACUAAAGGUAGUGCCAGUGGCAGCCCCAGGAGUGGUUCUAGAGGGAAACCCACUGGAACUCCUGUGUAACGCCACUAGGGACCCAGUAACCUCUACAUACUUGUCAGUGACUUGGUCCAUCAGGAAAGGAUCACUAUCCCCUCAGGAAAUCUUGACUUUUGGUCCAGAUGGUCAGGUAACAGCUGAUGCUGGUUCCGCUCUGCGCUAUGCUAAUAAAGGCCUUCAACUGGACAUGCGUAGGAGUGGCACUUAUGGUCUAAUAUUGACUGAGGUUCUGCCCAGUGACCAGGGCACAUACACAUGUACAGCCAGAGAGUGGGCACUGGAUGGAGGGCGCGUCUGGCAAAAAAUCUUGGAAACGACCGUGGUGCUCGGUGAUGUCAAAGUCGUGCCCAUUGGUCAGAACCUCAAGGUGUCUGUGGAGAACAAAACUACUGUUGAUGUAGGCAGCACUGUCCCCCUGACCUGUACGGUUUCCGCUGAUAACCUCCGUUCCCUUGCCCUGGAGAUCACAUGGUUGGUCAGCCCUACCGCUGGGGGUAGUUCCAACGCCACACUGGCCCAAAUGAGCCAUGAUGGCUUGGUGGUAAACGCAUCAGACCUUACUGGGCUCAGCCAGGUCAGUUUAGGUGUGUUCAGAUUGCUUCUACACAACGUGGACCAGUCCAGUUCCGGAUUGUACUCCUGCCGAGUGAGAGCCUGGGUUCGGCAGAGCAGUGGAGUAUGGUACCAGGCAGCGGAAAAAACAUCAGAACCAGCUAAGGUUGAAGUGACCCUGAUAGCCCCAGAAUUUGCAGUGAACUUGGGUGACCUUGUGGUUCCACAAUUCUCUGGGAAUCCUAUGGAGUUGGAAUGCCGUGUGGUGAAUAUAUCACACCUGAAGGAGGGCCGUUUAGGUGUGUCGUGGAUGUACACCAAGGUUACUCCAGCUGACCUGCCCACCAGUACACAGGUUAUUGGCACGCUGGACCAGCAUGGGGAUCUGAUGCCAGGCAGCGCAUACCAGCAACGUAUAGAGAAGGGACUCAUCGUCUUGUCUAAAGUGAAACCUGAUGCCUUCAAGUUGCGUUUCCUCCAAAUGAGGGAUACUGAUAUGGGUUCCUACUCCUGCAACGUCUCUACCUGGACCCACACUCAGGAUGGUGCCUGGCUGAAGGCAAAGGAGGUCCACUCCAGUGAUAGAACCAUUCGCUGGACUCCCAAAAACCCGACCCUUAGCGUGAAUGCCAAGUCUGUGAGGGUCGCCGAUUCCUCUGGCUCCACAUUUGAGAUGAGCUGCCAAGUGACAGGAGAGAACCUACAGGAGCCAGGAUACUCCAUACUGAUCCGAAAGGAAACUGCUUCUGGGGAAAUAACCAAGCAAAUUGUCUCUCUGAGCCAAGACUCGGUGCUGAAGCUGGAGAGACAGGACGAACCCGAUGGCGUGAUGCUGGACAAAACAGGACCAGGGCAGUUCCGUUUCAGGCUGUAUGGAGCACAGAUCUCUGACAACGGUCUUUACUUCUGUGACGCAACUGCUUGGACCCGUGAUGCUGGGAACAGCUGGGUCAAAGCUGUGAGCGCAGAGUCGAACAGAAUUCCUGUGGCCUUCACUGUUUCAGGUCCAUCUUUCAACAUUUCUGUUCGUUUGGAUUCAACACCUAUCUACCGUGGAGAAACGGCCACAGUGGAGUGUGUUUUAACUGCCCAAGGCGUGUCUUCCAGUUUGGGUGCCGUGUCCUAUGACGUGCAGUGGUUCCUUACUCCUCUCCAUGGAUUUGACAGCUCUUUCCUAUUGGCUAGCAUCAACAGGUGGGGUGUGGUUAACAGGAACCCCCAUAAUGGCAGUAGCACGUGUAGCCUUGAGCGCGUGGAUGCCGGGACCUUUAGGCUCAGUAUCCACCAGGCCAGUAAUACAGAUGCAGGGGAUUAUUAUUGCAAGGCCACACCUUGGGUGCAGUCCUCUACUGGUACCUGGACCAAAGGCCUUGACAUCAUCUCUGACAAGAUCUUGCUUGCAAUCAAAUUUUCAGCGGAGGACUCCCUGAAGCUACCAUUGCUGUCUGGGAUUGGUGCCUCUCUGGCUGUGGGGCUUUUCGCCAUACUCACAGGGUACAUCUUUGCUUGGUGUUGCUACCGAAGCAGCUCCCAAGACGUUCGGUCCCGCAACAGGCUGAUGGACAUAGAGAUGGACUGAGACCAAGGGUCCUGGCCUAGGAAAUGGUCUGGCACCUCCUCAUGACCAACACUGUGACAUCUGCCUGAGUUCCUACUUGCUUACCAGCAACUACAGUUUUGGUUCCAGGGACUGAUGGAUGGACUAUGUUCCUUCUGCCUAGUUACAGAAACUCUUUACAAGGAACAGUUUAUACUUCAAUGAUAAGACCACUCUAAUGAAGUUUUUCUGCUGAUAAUUGUAUUGCACUGAACUCAGGAAAACAUUACCAGCAGGGGAAAAAAAAAACAUUUGCCUUAAUGCUGGUCUACAACACAAUGGGUUAUUUGCUUUCCUGUGCCAAAAAGAAUUGCUGAACGUCUCAAUAGAGCCAUACGGAGAGGAGUGAUGAUUGAGGUUGUUCACUAUGCAUGUUUGUUCAUCCCCGUCGUUCUAGUAGAUUCUUAACCCUUCUGCACCAUUUCACUCAAGGGUUAUUUCUGACAACAGAAGGACGAACCACGAGUGCGCUGUUACUUAUCCUGGGCAUGUUAGGCAGUACCUCAAGUCUGUGAGGUUCUUCGUGUUGUCUGUAGGCUCUGUUUUCAUUUGUGUCAGUGUGCAGAUUAAGAACUAUGAACUUCUUUAAGGUGUUCACACAUCUGGUGCUAACUAACAUGCUAACCAAAUGGCUGCCUGGCUGCUGUGCGACACACUACCUUGAGCUUUUUUUUUUUUAAAUCUACAGCGUAACUUGACGUGCCUUUCCUGUCAGGAAUCGAAACAAAAGGAAGAGCUAUGGAGAUCUUUAAGGGCUGUUUACAGAUGUCAGAACUGUGUGUGCCUCCCUUACACUAGCGCUUUCACACAAUAGUUUGCAGUCCAGAUAUUUGCUGGGGACUCUCUCUCACACUGCCAGCACAAGUGAACAAAACAUCCCUUGUAAGGAGAGCAGUUGUUCAUGGCACAUCAUUGCAGAUGAGUGCUAGGACCCAUCUGGGGAGUUUGGUCAUGUGACUUGCAAGUCGGAGCACGACCCCUGUGGCGGAUCAUCACCACAUUGGUUAGGAAGGAAGGAAGCAGUCCGAGCUGAAGGUGUGCUUCGCCCUGCAGACGCACACACCAAAGUGUUGUCCUUUUAGCUCUGCUCUUUUUAUUUUUGAUGUGUAUAUUUUGUGAGUUUGCACAAGUGUUUUGAAUGGUAGUUUUAGAAAAUUUUUUUUUUGUAAUAUUCCAACAGAUUAUUUUAGUCAUGUUUAGCUCAACUUAAUUUUCAGAAUCUUGGAAUUUUAAAUAAAUUUAAAAAAAAAAAAAAAACACUUUUAAAGAACUGUCCUCCGUUUCUUGCAUAUCUGUUGGUUAUGUGCUGCUCAGUGUUGUCAGUAGCUUUCCCCCCCAUUUUUGGGAUGUGUUGGAUGCGUGUGCGCGCACACCUUUUUCUUUCAAGAAAUGGCAUAAUGGGACUAGGUGUUCACUUCAGGUUCUGGAGGGCCACAGUUCCUGUAUAACUUUUCAAUGUACCAGAUCACUCAAGCACUUUAUUGGUUUAAUACAUAUGAUUUGUUCAGUUUAAUUUUGGUCUUAUUGACUGUUCAGAGAGCUAAAAUGCAUUCAGAAAGCCUGUGGUGUUAAGUGUUACUGGGCCAGCUUUGUGCACUAUAAUUUCUUGCAUGUUCCUUCUAUACAUGUCUUGCAUCUGGUUGGCUUCCAUCUUCCAGCCUGCAUCAACUAGCAGUGAUACUUUAACUGAUUUACUUUGCCCAUGUAUGGCAAAAAAGGGUGCAUCUAUUGGCACUAACAGAGCUCAGGAGUGCUGUUAGCCCUUCUGCACUGUCGUAGAGUUGAUGUACCCUGGAAGAUUCCUACAUUCCUGAGGUCUUUGCUUUCACUUGCAGUGGUUUGUUCAAGUUGCUGUUAUCUCUUUAUUCUCCAUGGGGGGCCUGUCUCUUAUUUCUAUCACAUGACUGCCACUUCUAACAAAGCCCCGAGCAGCAGCUCUGAACCUUCUUUGAACCACAAGGUCAGCGACAUUGUCCUGCACGACAUACGUGCAGUGCUGGGUUUAAACGUGCUGCGUGGAUUAAGGGCUCCCUUCCCAUGUAUUGAAAGCGUGCACUCUAUGCCAGAGUUAAAACUUGCUCCACACCCCUAUGACUUGCAUCUACAUGUUUGCUGAUCUGAGUUGCAGAUGUAGAAAUGUUGAACCUUUAACUUCAGAGUCAUAGUUGGUAAACCUUAAUUUUUUUUUUUU
Molecule: messenger RNA, 5033 nt
Organism: Scleropages formosus (Asian bonytongue)
Lineage: Eukaryota; Metazoa; Chordata; Actinopteri; Osteoglossiformes; Osteoglossidae
Product: prostaglandin F2 receptor negative regulator-like
Exons: 9
Coding region: 230-2824 (864 amino acids)
Cellular component (GO): membrane
Source: RefSeq, a predicted model, not a curated record